UUACUGAGCUCUGUGAGCAAAUACUGCAUUUCCGUAUAUUAGUUAAGUGUGAUCAUUUGAUUCAUUUCAUUUUUCUCCUCAGAAAUGGGCAGAAAGCUAACCAUUGCCUGCUGUGCUCUUAAUCAAUGGUCUAUGGACUUUAAAGGAAAUUUGGAAAGAAUACUAAAAAGUUGUGCUAAAGCAAAAGAGGGAGGGGCAGCAUAUCGUCUUGGACCGGAGCUUGAAAUACCAGGUUAUGGGUGUGGUGAUCAUUUCCUUGAGAAUGAUACAGUGACUCAUUCAUGGGAAGUGAUAGCUGAACUCAUUAAAUCCUCCGACACUGAAGGACUCAUCUGUGACUUCGGAAUGCCAGUCCUGCAUCAUGGUGUACGGUAUAAUUGUCGUGUCAUCAUUCAUAAUACUAACAUUGUACUGAUACGUCCAAAGACUUUCCUUGCUAUGGAUGGUAACUACAGGGAGCAGAGAUGGUUCACUCCCUGGACUAAAACAAGAACCACUGAGGAGUUUAUUCUGCCAUCCAUUAUCACUGAUAUCACAGGACAGGUGACCACUGUUAUAGGAGAUGCUGUCCUUAGUACUUUGGAUACUCUUAUUGGCAUUGAAAUAUGUGAGGAGCUCUUUACUGGUCAGAGCCCACACAUACCAAUGUCACUCCACGGAGUGGAAGUAUUCAUGAAUGGAUCAGGCUCUCAUUUCGAAUUGAGGAAGUUGUACAAGAGGGUCAACGUGAUCCAGUCUGCUACUGCUAAAUGUGGUGGAGUGUAUGCCUAUGCUAAUUUAUUAGGUUGUGAUGGUGAUAGGUUAUACUUUGACGGUUGCUGUCUGGUAUCCCUCAAUGAUACAUUCAUAGCCCAGGGCUCUCAGUUCACAUUGGAUGAUGUUGAAGUCACCAUUGCCACUGCUGAUCUUGAUGAUGUGGUCUCAUUCAGAGGAUCAAUUGGCAGUAGAGGACCUCAGGCAUCAAAGGCAGCUCCCUACCCACACUGCCAUCUCCCUAUUAGCGUUUGUACUUCAAACCACGCAAUAUCGCGACCAAUCAGAUUGCAGUAUUUCAUGCCUGAAGAAGAGAUUAUGUUUGGUCCAGCCUGUUGGUUGUGGGAUUAUUUGAGACGGAGUGGUAUGGCUGGUUUCUUUUUGCCGUUGAGUGGUGGUAUUGACAGCUCAUCGACCGCUUGUCUUGUUGGAUCGAUGUGCGACCUUGUAAUGGACAAAUGUCACAAAGGAGAUGGCAGGAUGAUAGAAGAGGUUCGGACUCUAUUAUAUUUAAAAGAGAAUGAUCCAAUGCCUUCCAAUGGUAAAGAAAUGGCAAACAUGAUAUUUACAACUUGUUAUAUGUCAUCGAGUAAUUCUUCUCAAGAGACAAGAGGAAGAGCUCAGAAACUAGCAGAGCAGAUAGGAAGUAAUCACAUCGUGCUGUCUAUAGAUGACAUAGUGAAAGCUCAUUUAUCAGUUUUUGAAGGCGUUACUGGCGUAGUGCCCAGAUAUAAAGUAUAUGGAGGGACUCACGCUGAAAACAUUGCACUACAAAACGUUCAGGCUCGUAAUAGAAUGGUCAUGUCUUACUUGUUUAGUCAACUGGUUUCGUGGACAAGAGGAAAAGAUGGUAAUCUAUUAGUCCUUGGUUCAGCCAAUGUUGAUGAAAGUUUAUUUGGUUAUUUUACAAAGUAUGAUUGUUCCAGUGCUGACAUUAACCCCAUUGGUGGGAUUAGUAAAACUGAUUUGAGAGGAUUCUGCAAGUUCAUGUCGUAUCAAAAGUACCCAGCACUGAAGGAAAUAUUGGAGGCUCCUCCAACAGCAGAGCUGGAGCCAAUCACUGAGCAGCACAAUCAAACUGAUGAGGAGGACAUGGGUCUCACGUAUGAUGAAUUAUCUGAUAUCGGUCGAUUGCGUAAGUCACAGCAGUGUGGCCCUUACAGUAUGUUUAUUAAACUCUUGGACUUAUGGAAAAGGAAAUACCCACCACAAGAGAUUGCCGAUAAAGUGAAGCGUUUCUUUCGUGUCUAUUCCAUCAAUCGUCAUAAAAUGACGAUAAUAACUCCCUCAUAUCACGCCGAAAGCUACUCUCCCGAUGACAACAGAUACGACCUGCGCCAGUUCCUCUACAACACAAAGUGGGAGUGGCAGUUUUCCGCCAUAGACAGAGAACUGUUAAAGAUGAAAGAUGGCGAAGGAGAGAAAGCAACAGAAAGUAAUGAAAAGUUUGUUACUUCACAGGAUGAUCCUUCUACCAAGUUUCACACCUCAAUAUCUGAGGUUAACAAUUCCACUAAUCAUUCAAUACAUUUCACUGAGUCUCCCCAUCCAACGACAGAGUUCCAUACCUCCAUGGCUCCUCCAGGGGGAGCUUCGACCUACAAGAGGUCACAUGAUGUCUCCUCUCAUCUACUCCCAGACCCCAAGAGGUCACAUCACUAACUGAGUGACAUUCAUACCUUAGUUGCCUGAUUUUGGUUCCCAAAUAUUUCAUUUUGCAAAGUUAUAUUAUUUUUAAAAAUUCAUUGUAGUCCAUUAUGACUGACUGGUA
This is a messenger RNA of Amphimedon queenslandica, 2524 nucleotides long. RefSeq names its product glutamine-dependent NAD(+) synthetase-like. Lineage: Eukaryota; Metazoa; Porifera; Demospongiae; Haplosclerida; Niphatidae. The transcript has 18 exons. Gene Ontology annotation, biological process: NAD+ biosynthetic process. The coding region runs from base 85 to 2415 and encodes 776 amino acids. The record is from RefSeq and is a predicted model, not a curated record. Gene Ontology annotation, molecular function: glutaminase activity; NAD+ synthase (glutamine-hydrolyzing) activity; ATP binding. Gene Ontology annotation, cellular component: cytoplasm.